GAUUGAGAUCAGUCAACGCCUUCGCCCGAUCCAUACCAUACCCGUUCGUUUUCGAAUCAGGUGAACAGCAAUACCCCACCUUCAAAUUUCAAUGCAGAUUUUCGCAUUCUCGAAAUUUCCAUUAACCAUAACAAAAUUACACUUGCUUAUUUUCGGCUCACCAACUUGCCAACCAACAAAACCUUUGCUCUGUGUGAAGCAUUAAUUAUAUAUAGGUUUUGGUUGCUGUUCGGGAAAUUCAGUGAUUUGGUUUAUUGACAGUGGCUAUGGCUGCCAAUGAAGAUGGUGAUCAGGAAUAUGCACCAAAGAAGAAGCCACCUUCUGAGGAUGAGAAGAGGAAGAAGAAAAUUGUGCCUGGGAGUUUGAUGAAAGCAUUGGUGAGGCCUGGUGGGGGUGAUUCUAGACCUUCAGAUGGUGACCAGGUUAUCUAUCACAGCACAAUUAGAACUUUGGAUGGAGUGCUUGUGGAAUCUACCAGGUCUGACUAUGGAGGCAAGGGCACCCCAAUAAGACAUGUUUUGGGCAAAAGCAAGAUGUUAUUGGGUUUGCUAGAAGGAAUUCCAACAAUGUUGAAGGGUGAAGUGGCCAUGUUCAAGAUGAAGCCACAGUUGCAUUAUGGUGAAGAUGAUUGUCCUAUUUCUGCUCCUAAUGGUUUUCCGAAAGAUGAUGAACUUCAUUUUGAAAUUGAGCUGAUAGAAUUUUUCAAAGCCAAGGUUGUUAGUGACGAUUUGGGAGUUGUGAAAAAGGUAGUACAUGAAGGGAAGGGUUGGGAAUCUCCAAGAGAACCUUAUGAAGUUCAGGCUUGGAUUUCAGCAAAGACAGUUGCUGGGAAAUUGAUCAUGUCACAUACAGAAGGAGAACCAUACUUCUUUACAUUUGGAAAAUCAGAGGUACCUAAAGGCCUUGAAAUGGCAAUAGGAACAAUGGUUCGGGAAGAGAAGGCUGUUAUAUAUGUUACCAGUCAGUAUUUAACUGAGUCUCCUCUGAUGCCUGUAAUAGAAGAUUAUGAUGAAGUUCACUUUGAAGUGGAGCUCGUUCACUUUAUUCAGGUGAGGGACAUGCUUGGAGAUGGGCGCCUAAUAAAACGCCGGAUUCGUGAUGGGAAAGGUGAUUUUCCAAUGGACUGUCCCCUUCAUGAUAGUCUACUCCGUGUUCAUUACAAGGGCACCGUUCUCAAUGAAGAAAAGAGGGUAUUCUGUGAUACAAGAGUAGACAAUGAUGGUCAGCCAUUGGAGUUCUGUUCUGGAGAAGGGCUUGUACCAGAGGGAUUUGAAAUGUCUGUUCGCCUGAUGCUUCCAGGAGAGAUAGCUCUUAUCACAUGCCCCCCCGACUAUGCUUAUGAUAAGUUUCCAAGGCCUUCAAAUGUCCCUGAGGGUGCUCAUAUACAGUGGGAAAUUGAGCUUAUAGGUUUUGAAAUGCCAAAGGACUGGACUGGAUUGGACUUCAAAAGUAUAAUGAAUGAUGCUGAAAAUAUUAAAAACACGGGUAACAGGCUAUUCAAAGAAGGAAAAUAUGAACUUGCCAAGGCAAAGUAUGAAAAGGUGCUUCGAGAAUUUAAUCAUGUUAAUCCACAAGAUGACGAGGAAGGAAAAGUUUUUGUAGAUACACGUAAUUUGCUACACCUGAACGUUGCUGCAUGCUAUCUGAAGUUGGGAGAGUGCAAAAAAUCUAUUGAGACUUGCAAUAAGGUUUUGGAAGCAAAUCCUGCACAUGUCAAGGGUCUUUAUCGACGCGGAAUGGCCUACAUGGCUGCUGGAGAUUUUGAAGAAGCUAGGGCUGAUUUUAAAAUGAUGAUGAAAGUUGACAAGUCAACUGAAUCAGAUGCAAAUGCAGCUCUUCAAAAACUGAGGCAGAAGGAGCAGGAAGUUGAGAAGAAAGCUAGGAGGCAAUUUAAAGGGCUAUUUGACAAGAAGCCUGGAGAAAUUGCGGAAGUUAAACCUGAUGUAGAUGGAGAUCAGAUGACAAGUGAAAGCCAGAAGGAUGAAGUACAUGGGGACUCAGAUGGAACAAAUUCAGAGGAUUCACAUGAUGAAGCUCCAACUGAUGCACCUAGAACGAGUUGGUUCUCUCUCUUUUGGCCUCCUGGAAGAAGACUUUUCUCAGCUCUUGGUCUUAAUAGAUGUACCAUCCUAUAAUAUAACUUAAAGCAUUUUGUAGUUGGUCAUAAUACAAAGUCUAGAAGGCGGCAUUCCGAUCAUUCUAAUACAAUGGUUUUAUUAAAGAGAGUGCGAGCUUUUGUAACGUUUAUGUUGUCAGGAAAUUUUAGGUUAUAUCUGCUGAAGAUUGUUUUUCUCAUAUUGUACAUUGUCAGCUGAAAAAUAUUUUCUUUUAUAUAUAAUAAGAGACUUGUAAGCUUAAUAAGAAAUAGCAGGUCAACAACUGAAGAAAUUGUUGAAAGUGCUACAUUAUCAUUCAGUUGUAAGUGGGAGGUAUCUGUGAACAUGUUUAAAUUUUUGUAGCAUCUGUUGUGAACCCCCCCCCCCCCUCAAACUGACACCUUCUGUGCCACAGUGUCCGAGCAUGUUUGGUUUGAGGAAAUGUAUUUUUUUCAUUUAUUCUUUGCAUAAGCAAUCAGAAAGAUGUUACCUUGAUUU
Molecule: messenger RNA, 2594 nt
Organism: Abrus precatorius (Indian licorice)
Lineage: Eukaryota; Viridiplantae; Streptophyta; Magnoliopsida; Fabales; Fabaceae
Product: peptidyl-prolyl cis-trans isomerase PASTICCINO1
Exons: 21
Coding region: 267-2135 (622 amino acids)
Molecular function (GO): protein binding; peptidyl-prolyl cis-trans isomerase activity
Source: RefSeq, a predicted model, not a curated record